Messenger RNA from Ixodes scapularis (black-legged tick), 1244 nucleotides. Its product is annotated as folate receptor gamma. Gene Ontology annotation, molecular function: signaling receptor activity. Lineage: Eukaryota; Metazoa; Arthropoda; Arachnida; Ixodida; Ixodidae. Gene Ontology annotation, cellular component: external side of plasma membrane. Bases 251 to 1066 code for a protein of 271 amino acids. The transcript is spliced from 7 exons. The record is from RefSeq and is a predicted model, not a curated record.
AAAUCUCCUAAUCUAAAGUUUUGACUAUUUUUAUUUUUACUCUAGCAUUUUCGUACGUCAGUGAGCCGUGCGCGUCAUGCCAGUGCCAGUGCUACCCAGUCCUAUAAAAGUUACGUCACGCGCGUCGUCGUUUGUUGUCUGCUUAAACUUUUGACCUCGUAUUCACGUGCGUUCCUGCGGCGACUGCAGCGCGCAUUAUAAUAUACUCCAAGUAGAGCACGGUUCCAGCGAAAUACACCAGUUCAGGGAAAUGGAUGUCACAACCCUCUCGACGGUAUUUUUAUUCGCCCUGGCUGGUCACUGCAUGGCGAGUGACACCGACUUCACAGAAAAAGACUCUCAGGUUAAUGCAACAUGGUUAACCGAAUACACGGCGUGCCUAGAUUCUACAUAUCACAAGCGAAAACCGGGACCGGAGUCGAGUCUUUACGGCCAUUGCACACCGUGGAAAAACGAGGCAUGCUGCACGGAAAACACCACUCGGGACGUUCAUCACACCGCCAUGUACGGAUUUUCCUUAGACUUUUGCGAAGAACAAACCGGACAAAAAAUGAGGGAUGUUUGCAAGAAGCACUUUCACAGAGAUCUCUGCUUCUACGAGUGCGAGCCUAACAUUGGCCCAUGGGUCGUUAAGGUGAAGCGGAAGCUUUCAAGGGAAAGAUUUUUUGAAGCGCCGCUUUGUGAAAGCGAUUGCAACACCUGGUGGCAAGACUGCAGGUUUGAAUACGCUUGCACCCCGAACUGGCCCCGGGGAUUUAAGUUUGGUGGCGGUAAAAACAGCUGUCCAAAAGAUUCCAAGUGUGUGCCGUUUCAUGAAAUGUACAAAAAUGCAUCCGACUUCUGUUCUCAGGUGUGGGACCACUCGUGGAGGGUGGUUCCCGACGACCGCCCGUGCAUGCGCCUCUGGUUUGACGGUUCCAUGGGAAACCCAAACAAGAGAGUUGCGCUACUUUACGGAUCUCACAGCGUCGACAGGAACGGGUUCCCUAGUGGUGCCGAGGCAGUCGCAUCUUCAUCGCUGCAGCUCUUCAUUUUUGGUGCUAUGUUGACAACACUCCUUUCAUAAAGAUCAACUUCGUGCCUUAUCGAGCAACUUUUUUUUAAUGACAAAUUGCUGCAUGGUUGUUCAUUUCGUUUCUUCAAAGAUUUUGGUGGAUGUUGAAGAUUAUGUUUAUGGUCGUCCGAAAUUUUAUGCAUGCUACUUACACUCCAUGUUUUUACAAUAAAGUCCAUCUAAGAAAAGG